UUUCUCGGUCACCCUUCUCGAGCAGGUCGACAAAGAUGGAGACAUCCAUUGUCUAGUGGGCACCUCCCUCAUCCAAGGGACCCCAAGCCAGGAGUUCAUUAACGAGCCAGAUUGGCCCGUCCCUCACUGCACAUGGCCCGCCAACUUCGAUGCCAAAACCUCGCAAUCGUGGACGGUGUCUCAAACCAUGCACAGCUGGGAAGGGUGGUCCGAGAGCUUGUGCCUGCUCGGGCCGUACGGCACCACCGUGGCCCGGUGUUUGAUGGGGGGAAACUGCCUGAAUUUCACCAUAGUCGGGCACUUCUACAUGCCGUGGAGUCCAGGCCUGCAUGUCGUUGGGACAGACGAUGUGAUGGAGGGAGAGGAGGUGGCGUUUGUGUGGAGCGCGCCCCUCAAGAGUGAGGCGUGGUCCUACCGGCUGGAGUAUGUGGGCGGCCAGGUGACGGUGUCCUCCCAGUGGCAUGUGGAGCUUGAUGGUGACGAGACGUAUGAGUACACGGCGAGCCUCGCAUUCUACCUGGCAGGAUCGUACAUAGUGACGUUGUCGCUGUUUGGUGGCCCCACGGUGACUGGCAGCUGUAAGGUGCGGGUACAAACUCGCCUGCUGCGCCUGAUCACGCUCUCCAGUGGCAGCAGCCAGCUUGCGUCACGCUGCCCGAUGAAGACGCCCCUCGUCGCCUCGUUCAUCAGCACCCCCUUUCCGCUGGGGCUCGACCACUUUCUGCGUCUCAAUGGACCGGAUUGGCAUGACUCCCUGGGCCCAUCGAGCAUCCCCGGCCAGUUCUGCAACAGUCUCACCGGGGUGGACUGGAACAGCGGCGCAGAUGCCCGUGUGCUUUCCCUCCACAAUGGCGCCCUGCCCCACGCCGGCUCACUCAGCCUUGGGACCUCCGACUUCACCCUGCGCAACGGCAUCAGCACUGCCGGCGAUUUUUAUGGCGUCGCCGGGGCUCGGUUGUUGGGCCUCGGCAAGACAGCCACCUACACGUGUGGAGUCCACGUGCUGGACCUCGCCGGUGGUUCUUAUGAGGACAUUGCCCAAGGCCAGCGGUGGGGCACCAUUCCUGCGGGGGGGGUGGAUGCACUGCGGCUGGUGCUACUGCUGCCCAACGGGCUGGUGUACGUGCUGGAAGCAAAAACAUCAUCGCCACCUUCGUCCUGCUUCUCAUUCAGCCUGUGGGUGAUGAUUGACACGGCCGGACUGCUCUACUCACGGCUGGGGGCACCUCGACUCAAUAACCUUCUGUUAUGGGGGCCCAUGCAGGUGCUUCCCUGGUUCGACAGAAAUCCACGCGCACCUAUUGUGUGGUUCGCACCGGUGCUGGCGCCAUGGCUGCAAUGUGCCUACACCUUCCACGUCUCCUUCAGUGGUGAGGCAGAGCCCCUUUCUGCAAGCAAGUGGAUGCUGGAUGAUGAGGUUUACAGUGCCAACAAAGGAGCCCCUGCGGAACAGUUGGCAUCCAAGUACUUCCCGGGGCAGCUGUUUCCAUUCCCGCUUCACAAGGCCAUUGGCUUCGUCCAUUUCUGCAUGUUACCGAAGUUCAUGGGCUUCUGGGUGAAGCUGCACCUGUCGGUCGAUGAGCUCUUGCUCAAUGACGUUGCCUCCUCGCUCGUGCGCCUUCGUCCCGUCAACCACUGUGGGCUUCCUGGAGUCGCUGUCGAGAGGCCCCAAGCCUCCAACGGGAUCCCCACAUGGCCUCGCGGCGUCGACGUGGAUCUCCGGGCCAUGGUAGGUGUGGUCUGCACUGCCAUAGUGCAAGUGGGGCACUCUUGGGCAGUCAGGAGGGUGGAGAGGGGUGCUGAUGGGUCUAUUAUGCUGACAACUGUUGCGCUGCCACUGAGCAUCCAGACCAACAGCACGAUACUCAGCAUCCCGCGCCACACACUGCCCUACGGAACCUACAAUGCCAUCUUCUCGGUCAGAGUCUCCCUGGAUGGAGGUGCGUUGGGACAGAGCUUCAUGGAAAAUUCUGAUUCCAUUGAUCUGAAGGUGAGAACACUGCAUUUUCAGCAACAAUCAUCUUACAUUCACUUUUUGAAAAGUUGUACACCAUUAUUACGAAUUUAUAUUUUUGGGUAUUUUCUGUACAUGUGGCCUGUAACCCAGUGCUGUGAAGGCAGCAGUAAGAGUUGAUGGAUCACACACAGAUUUGG
Petromyzon marinus (sea lamprey) is the source of this 2154-nucleotide messenger RNA. The record is from RefSeq and is a predicted model, not a curated record. Lineage: Eukaryota; Metazoa; Chordata; Hyperoartia; Petromyzontiformes; Petromyzontidae.